This is a messenger RNA of Trichoderma aggressivum f. europaeum, 705 nucleotides long. RefSeq lists its product as uncharacterized. The coding region runs from base 1 to 705 and encodes 234 amino acids. The record is from RefSeq and is a predicted model, not a curated record. The transcript has a single exon. Lineage: Eukaryota; Fungi; Ascomycota; Sordariomycetes; Hypocreales; Hypocreaceae.
AUGGCUUCCCGAUCUAACAACUGUGUGGUCAUCAUUGGCUCCGGCCCUGGAAUUGGUUCCCACACUGCCGCCAUCUUCGCUUCCAAACAAUUCAACAAGGUGGCCCUUGUGGCUAGAAACCCUGCCAAACUGGAAAAGGACGCUGCUUUUGUAAACAGCGCUGCUCCAGGACAGGUGGAGAUUAAGACUUACCCCACCGACAUCACCAAUAGCCAGGCACUUGCGGCUACUCUUGCACAGAUCACCAACGAUCUUGGAACUCCCGAGUUCGUCUUGUUCAACGCUGCCGUCAUUGCCCUGACUCCUCUCUUGGAGUUUGAUGACGAGAGCAUCCUUGAGGACUUUAAAGUCUCCACCGUUGCUCUUCACAACACCGCCAAGUGGGCAAUUCCUCAGCUGUCUGCUCUGGCUAAGCAAGACUCCACCGCCAAGCCAACUCUGAUGGUCACCAACUCUCACCUUCCAGAGACUCCUCUUGAGGAUCUCUUCUCUCUCUCUCUUACAAAGGCUUCCCAGAAGAACCUUACUUUGUCACUUCGCCAGAAGUUUGCUGAUUUGGGUAUCCACAUCUGCUUGUUGUCUGUUAACGGCACUGUUGCCGAUGAGGAACCCAACCUUAACAACAAGAACGUCUCUAACAAAGCGUGGGAUCUGUAUAAUCAGGAGAAGAGUGCUUGGACCCAGGAGAUCCGAAUUAACCCAUAA